This is a messenger RNA of Canariomyces notabilis, 1977 nucleotides long. RefSeq names its product kinase-like protein. Gene Ontology annotation, cellular component: spindle pole body. Lineage: Eukaryota; Fungi; Ascomycota; Sordariomycetes; Sordariales; Chaetomiaceae. Gene Ontology annotation, biological process: peptidyl-serine phosphorylation; intracellular signal transduction. The record is from RefSeq and is a predicted model, not a curated record. Gene Ontology annotation, molecular function: ATP binding; protein serine/threonine kinase activity. The transcript has 3 exons. Bases 1 to 1977 code for a protein of 658 amino acids.
AUGGCGAGCUUUAUGGCCAAUCUAUUCCCUGGAGGGAAACAGGACAAGGUCGACGCUCGCCCUUCCACACCGAUCAGAAACAGCUUCGUCACCCCUGCCAGUACUCCACAAGGCAGCCCCAGCAAGAGGACGAUACCCCCUGGCGCCAAUGAACUGCCCGGCGUGCUUCAGAGCUUAAAGCUUGGGACACCUACUGCCCUCGACAGCCCUGUGAAGCUUGGCCGACCGCAGAGCGCGUUCAUAACUCCUCUUUCUCCUGGCAAGACGAAUGUGCAAAAUCUCGAAGAGAGCUCCCCGGCUGUUGACGAUAGUGUCCUCCACAAAGGUCCUGCUGCAACCGGCGGCGCCCUGAGAAGCCAUGGGCAGGAGAACACGCCUCCAAGUUUUCCACGGGACCCGUUCACUGAGCCGACAUACCAGCCCAGCCAUGCCGCCAUCUCACGCCAAGAGCUCUACCAGCAGCGAGAUCGGCCUUCGCCGACGGUCAAGCGCUUUAACACGACGCGUGGUCUCACUGCUGAGGAGCGUGAACUUUUGCAGAAGCCAAGCGUCAAGCGCAUGGUCAAUGUCACUCAACUAUACUUCCUUGAUUACUACUUUGACCUCUUGACAUACGUCGGCGCGAGGCAGAAUCGUCUCAACGCCUUCAAGGCGGAAUACCCGGCUCCUCCGGAGACCGAUGAGGAGACAUACAAACAGAUGUGGUCAAAAUACACGGGUCGGGAGCGGGCCAAUCUUCGCAAGAGACGUGUGAGGUUGCGCCACGGCGAUUUCCAGAUUCUGACACAGGUUGGCCAGGGCGGCUACGGUCAGGUCUUCCUCGCACAAAAAAAGGAUACCAAGGAGGUGUGCGCGCUUAAGGUCAUGAGCAAGAAGCUGCUAUUCAAGCUAGACGAGGUCCGGCAUGUUCUGACGGAACGUGACAUCCUUACAACGGCAAAGAGCGACUGGCUCGUUCGCCUGUUGUACUCAUUCCAGGAUGACAAGAAUAUCUAUCUUGCCAUGGAAUACGUGCCGGGCGGAGACUUCCGCACACUUCUCAACAACACGGGUGUGCUGUCCAACCGGCAUGCGCGCUUCUACAUCGCCGAGAUGUUUUGCGCCGUUGACGCCCUGCACCAGCUGGGUUACAUCCACCGCGAUCUGAAGCCCGAGAACUUCUUGGUCGAUUCAACCGGCCACGUGAAGCUGACGGAUUUCGGCCUCGCCGCUGGGUUUCUGGCGCCUGCCAAGAUCGAGUCGAUGAGAAUCCGCCUAGAGAAGGCGUCCGAGACGUCGGUGCCAUUCGGCAAGCCGAUGGAUCAGCGCACAAUUGCCGAGCGGCGGGAAGGAUAUCGCACGAUGCGGGAGAGGGACGUCAAUUACGCCAAGUCGAUCGUAGGCUCGCCGGAUUACAUGGCCCCCGAGGUGUUGAGAGGCGAAGAAUACGAUUACACGGUUGACUACUGGAGUUUGGGAUGCAUGCUCUUUGAGGCACUCACGGGCUUUCCUCCGUUUGCCGGGUCAACCGCCGACGAGACGUGGCGGAAUCUGAACCAUUGGCGAGAGGUCCUCAAGCGGCCGGUGUGGGAGGACCCCAGUUACUUCCUCAGCAACCGCACAUGGAAUUUCAUUACAACUUGCAUCAACUCGCGAUCCAGGCGAUUCUCCAAGAUCAAGGACAUCUACAGUCACCAGUACUUUGCAGAGGUCGACUGGGCAACGUUGCGCGAGACCAAGCCCCCAUUCGUACCCGAGCUGGACUCCGAGACGGACGCGGGCUACUUUGACGACUUCAGCAACGAGGCCGACAUGGCCAAGUACAAGGAGGUGCACGAGAAGCAGCAGGCGCUGGAGAGCAUGGCGGAGCGCGAGGACGAAAUGAGCAAGAGCCUCUUUGUGGGAUUCACGUUCCGCCACCGCAAGCCGGCGACUGACGAGGGCACCCCGCGCAAGCCCAUCCCUUUCGAAGACGAUGCCUUUGGCACUAUGCUGUAG